This is a messenger RNA of Metarhizium brunneum ARSEF 3297, 423 nucleotides long. RefSeq lists its product as uncharacterized. Gene Ontology annotation, biological process: tRNA splicing, via endonucleolytic cleavage and ligation; tRNA-type intron splice site recognition and cleavage. NCBI's taxonomy places the organism in Eukaryota, Fungi, Ascomycota, Sordariomycetes, Hypocreales, Clavicipitaceae. Gene Ontology annotation, molecular function: nucleic acid binding; tRNA-intron lyase activity. The record is from RefSeq and is a predicted model, not a curated record. Gene Ontology annotation, cellular component: tRNA-intron endonuclease complex.
AUGGCCGAACAAGAGGAGCACCAUUCAGCUGCGGUGAAGGAUGUUUGCGACACAGUCCUUCAUAACCUAGCAGACCAGCAUGACUGGACUUGCCUGGAGCUCCGCGACGGACCGGAGCUGCCUCGAUCUCUAAUAAGAGGCCUGCCGCCCAAGCGGCUGUAUUUGCACCCUGACGACCAGAUUGCUGCUCUCGCCCACGAAGAAGCCACUGGGGAAAAGCUGUUCCAAAACCCAGAGUACGAAUUAGUUUUGCCAGUGCAUAUUACGGAGACAUGGUCCCUAUCCAGAUUCGCGGCUGUUUUCAAUUCGGUAUCUAAUAACGGCACACGGCCAAAGAGGAUUUUGUUGGCUACUCUUCACAAUGAUUCUACCGUGGUUUACUACCUAAUGCAUGAAGGGAUGGUGAAGCCUCGUCAAAACUAA